Sugiyamaella lignohabitans is the source of this 1713-nucleotide messenger RNA. It is a transcript of the gene RRN7, whose product is annotated as Rrn7p. Bases 1 to 1713 code for a protein of 570 amino acids. Gene Ontology annotation, cellular component: RNA polymerase transcription factor SL1 complex; RNA polymerase I core factor complex. Gene Ontology annotation, biological process: RNA polymerase I preinitiation complex assembly; nucleolar large rRNA transcription by RNA polymerase I. Gene Ontology annotation, molecular function: RNA polymerase I core promoter sequence-specific DNA binding. Lineage: Eukaryota; Fungi; Ascomycota; Dipodascomycetes; Dipodascales; Trichomonascaceae. The transcript has a single exon. The record is from RefSeq and is a predicted model, not a curated record.
AUGAGUUCAAUCUGGGUUAGAGGCCCAGUAUGUGGUGUAGACAACUGCAGGUCAAGGCUUUGGAGAUCAGUUGAUGGUCGAAAAGUGUGUCAAUAUGGCCAUGUGAAAGAGGGCAUAGAAGUGGGAGAUGAUGAUGACGACUUUUUAGCAUUUGGGCGAGUAAUAUCAAGACCCAGUAGCCGGAGAAACUCCUCGGCUCAAGAGAAAGAACAUGCUUUGAUAGGAGCCGCUGCACAGGCUCUCUACUUUCAAUGCCUACAGGUUGUAUUGAGGCAGCAAGUAAAAUGGUUGAUUGAAGAAAAAGGUGUCCCUUCAGAACUGGAGGGUGUGGUGAGAUCCCUAUGGACAAUAUUGGUCAACCAAACUAAAUUUGGAGUAUCUAAUAUGAACUCCAGCAGGGCCAGUAGCGCUGCUAAAAGCGAUGCUUCUCAAGAUGAAUCUGAGAAAUACACUACCCACAACGAUGAAGAUACGGGAAAUGAUGAGGAUGAGGAUGAUUAUGAUGAUGAUGGUGAUGAGGAAAACAAUUACAGAAAUGAUAGUGAUACUGAGAGGGAAAGACGAGGGAGAAGGAAAAUCAAGACAGAAAAGUUACCUGAAAUAAAAUUCGGCCAUCUUGUGGUAAUCUGCUAUUUAGGAUGUGUGACUAUACGAAGUCCAGUUUAUUUGUACGACUUUCAAAAAUGGAUCGAAAGAUUAGAGUUCCCUUUUAUCAGAGCUUUAGCUUAUUUGCCCUUAGAGAUGUCGCAGAAGGUAGUUGGGACACAUUAUCGGGGUCUAUUAUCACCUGAGAUACCAAGGGAUGGGAAAUUACACGGUUUACUUGCCGAACUUGGUAGCUUCUAUAUUCACUCUGGAGUAACUUUUCCACCUCAGCCUGUUGAACCGUUGCUGUUCAGAAUGAUAAAAGAUUUACUGCUACCUCCAGAGAUAUAUGUUGCAAGUGAAAAGCUUGCAGAGGCCUUGGAAAUAAGUCUUUUGGUGUCCAUUUCCAAUCAUUAUUAUCCACAAUUUGAGACUGCACUAUUUGGUGUGAUAAUAAUUGCAGUGAGACUCUGCUAUGGUGUAGGUGAUGAAUGGACAAGGGUUCCCAAGUCAUAUUCCACACCAGCUUCUAAAACUAUUGAUUGGGAUCUGUGGUGUGACAUAAUGCGAAAAAUUUGGGUUGAAGAUGACGAGUUUUUUGAUGUCAACGAGUCUGAUAUCUGUUAUUGGGACCCUGAGAAAAGUGAAAGGUAUCUUAGCUGGGUUGAAAAUAGUCUGCUGAUUCUCCCACGGUUCAGAUCGGAGUACAAGCGACUACUCCAACUCUUUCCGCUUGGAAAAUAUGACAAAAGCGGAAAUCCAAUGAGCACAAAGGCUUUUGAGCCUCGACAGGGGCACCCUCGAUCUGAUCUUGCUAUUCAUGCUGGAGAGAAGGAGAUAGAAGAGCUCUACCGAAUAGUACAGUCUACCACUAGGAAUGUUGAAUGCCACUAUCCAGAGGACGUUUUAGACAAAAUCAAAGUCAAAGGCGUUUUACUUAGUCCUGGAGCCAGGUUUGAGACGUAUCGACAAAACGACAAGCUUCCUUUAUUUAUGACAAUAGUUUGUCAUGUUGGAUCCAAACUUUGCGGGGUAAGCUUUGACUCUGUUAAACGAUUGAUACAUGAUUUAGACCGAAAAUGCAAUAAACUUGACUUUUCUGCCAUGUCUGAGCAAUCCUUCUACUAA